Molecule: messenger RNA, 760 nt
Organism: Cylas formicarius (sweet potato weevil)
Lineage: Eukaryota; Metazoa; Arthropoda; Insecta; Coleoptera; Brentidae
Exons: 3
Coding region: 300-752 (150 amino acids)
Source: RefSeq, a predicted model, not a curated record
GAACUCGGUCCUAUCAUGUGAUUAAAUAGAAUCUAUCGAGUUUUUUUAUAGACGGCGCCCUUUAAUAUCAUUCCAAAUUAUUUUCUAUAUACAUUACUCGUAUGUCAAUUUCUUUAUCUAUCAGCAGUAAGAAUCCUAAAUGUAAAGGUUGCCAAGUUGCCAAUUUUUAAAAUUACGAAUGUCUAAAUUUUAAUAGUUGUUUGUGAAUAAUUUAUGAGAUCAAUUUUCGUAGUGACGUAUUUCAAAAUAAGUUUAAAAAUUUAUAUAUUUGCGGUAUAAUUCGUGAUAAAAAAAUACUGAUGCAAGGAUUGAAAAGGGCUUGGAGAAAGGUAUUUCAAAAAAUAUUGCAAAAAAAAUUAAAUUAUCCUACUUCAUCAGAAGUUUUGACCUCAUAUUUAAAACAAUGUAAUGAGCCACCUUGGACUUCGUACUUUGUAAAGUAUAGUACUAUUAAAGACGAUCAGUGGGGAAAAUCUCAUUUUAACUGGCAUGUAGGUCAGUCUAAUUACCACAUAUUGAGGACAGGGUGUUAUCCAUUCAUUAAAUAUCACUGUACGAAACGUAUAGAACAAAAUUUAUUUUUAGAAGAUAUAUUUUUCCGCUUUAUUAAAAUAUUAAAUCUAGGUUUACCUUGUGUAGCAUAUGGAAUAGCAGCAAAUUUCUUAAUAAAACAUGUUGAGGUGGUACACACAAAGAAGGGGUAUGUGCAAAUUUAUUUUUUGUAUCCUGAGGAUAAAGGUUCAUUGUACUGAAAAAUAAU